Lymnaea stagnalis (great pond snail) is the source of this 2497-nucleotide messenger RNA. Lineage: Eukaryota; Metazoa; Mollusca; Gastropoda; Lymnaeidae. The record is from the annotation of a GenBank genome assembly.
GUUACACAAUUAAAAACAAAGGCUCAUUAAGUGUGAAAGUAACAUCAAUCCAGAAAGCCUCACCUCCUAUAGCCGGCAGCUUCACUGUAACCUUCAAGGGUGAUACCACAGCAGGUAUAAAAGAAUAUUUUAACACUUUAUAACUUUUAUAUCAGCAUAGUGCCAAAUAGUGUCAGUUUAACAUAGCAGCAAUGAAAAUUCAUGAAUAAACUUCACUUUGCUGCAUGCAAUGUUUUUGCUUCCUAACUAUCUUGUUUUUAAGUAUAUUUUGUCAAAUUUUGAGUAAUUAACACCAAUGAAAGCAAUUGUAUCAAAAUUUGACUUGUAAAAGUGAAAUAAAUAUUAUCUGCCUUAGCCUGACAUAGUUAUUGAGUUUACCAUCUUAUAACCUUAUUUUUUACAUACCGUGUGGAAAAUGUCUUGUGAAUAGAUAAGUUUUUUAACUCUGUGGGAUAUGUGGAUAUAAAGUAUUAAAGAAUGAAAGCUUUGGUUGUUUGAGAUAAGUUCAGACUGGACAGAGCGUACAAAAUACUGCAGCGCAAAUUGUAUCACGGAUAAAGUAAUCUGACCACAUCACCCAUUUCUUAAAGAUCUUUACUGGGGUCCAUUGAGGGAGUGCAUUGACCACAAAAUUCAUUCUGUCUCUGGCGUACCACUGUAUGGAAGGCUCUGCACCUGAAUAUCUUAAAGUAGGGCCUUCUUAUUUCCAAACAUGUAUCUGUAGAGAACCUACGCUCUGCAUCACAGUCCUUACUGAGUAUUCCCAGUGUGGAUGGACACAGAAAGAAUUCAUACAGAGUGCGCUCUUUUGCAGCAAUAGUGCCGAAAUUCUGGAACAGUUUGCCUCAAUCUUUGAGGGAAAAUAAAAAUAAUAAAUCAUAUAAAAGAUAUUUAAAGACAUUUUUGUUUAAAUAUAUUUUAUGACAUUAGAGCGCAUUGAGCAUGCUAGAAUAUUAUGAAGACAAACACUAUACAAGUAAUCAAUCAUCAUCAUCAAUAUUUUUUCUUCCAUUGGACAUACUAACUAAAAUUUAAAUUUGUCUUUUCUGUCCUUUAUCAAAAUACAUUACUUAAACAUUGAAUGUAUUUGUAAUCAGUGGUGUACGAAGGGGGAUGCAGAGGGAGGGGGCCUCAGGCAGUACUUUUUUAUUUAUUUGGAGGUGUCGCAAUUUCAGCUAACUCCAAUUUUUGUGUGGAAGAAGGUGGAAAAAAAUUGGGUCAAAAAUUUUGACCCAACUCUUAUGGCCCUAACCCUUGAUAUACCACUGAGUGUAAUAUUUUUAAUGAAUUUUAACUCCCAGUUUUGAGAGUAGCUUAUUUUCAUUUCACCUCAAUAGAUUCUGUUUAAUAACGUAUCAUUGAAAAGUUCCAAUGUGACCGGCACCUUUAACUAAAACACAUUUUCAAAAGACAAUAUGUUUUAAUUUUGUUCUAGCUCUAAAUUGUAUUCACUUUAAACAACUUAUAUAUUUGAAUGUUUAUAUUAUUGUCAAAAUAUUAUAAAACACUUAUAAGACAUCACACUUGGCUAUACGCAAAACUCAGACCCCCAUUUCAUUCCCUAUUUAAAUAAAUUUUAUAAACAUAUUUCAUUUUGAAAUAAGAGAAUACCAGCUGGAAGUUCAAUUUGUGUUACUUCAAUUAUUCAAUAAUCAUUGAAAUCUAUUGCCAUUGACAAAUCCAAUAUUAUCAUUGUUAAAGGGUGUAAAUUUGUUUUUGACAGAGCCCAUAAAAAUUCCCAACAUUAUGUCUCCCCACAACCUGAUUGGUGGAUUAAACUCCAUGUCUGUUGGCUUCAGUGAUGUUGUAGCAACAGGAAAAUGUUCAGAUUUUAGUUAUAGGGUCACGAUGCUAUCACAGACUGGCGACCAACCUUUGAUGGAGGUAGGCUAAUGUUCUUUUUAAGCAAACAACUUAAAUGCAUGAUCUGGUGAUUUUAUUUCAUGUUAUUAAUAGAAGUAUUUUAAGAAAAUAACAUAUAAAUUAACUGUUGAUUUAUUUUGUUAUUGACUUUAAAUGUACCUGCUACGGAUUGUCUUGUUUGUCAGAUUAAUAGUAAAGGAGUGACAGGACUUAAUCUGAAUGUCACGGUACAAACUAUAACAGAUGGGGGCGUGUGGUUUGAUCCCAUCUCUGGAGACAUGUUGCGGACAUAUCACACCACACCUCAAGUGAUUGCAUUUAUUAACAAGGUUCCAACUCGCUGUGAAAAGGGAAUUUCUUGUGCCUUUUCUUGGUCUACUGCCCACACUCCAUCUAUAACUCAUAUUAACCCAACAUCAGGUAAAUAACUAGAAAUAUAAAAAAAAUUCAAAACCAAAUAACGUAUGUCAUUUUCAAUUACAAGCAUUUUUUUUUUUUGAGUAUUAAAAAUGUAUUUAUAUUUGUACUAUUUAUUUUUAAACAAACAAACAAAUGUUACAUUCAGGCUCAGCUGGAGCUUCAGUUCAAAUUUCUGGUAGUGGAUUUGAUGCGAGUAACCCUGGAAACAACCGAG